Molecule: messenger RNA, 1236 nt
Organism: Micromonas commoda
Lineage: Eukaryota; Viridiplantae; Chlorophyta; Mamiellophyceae; Mamiellales; Mamiellaceae
Product: transcriptional coactivator p15
Exons: 1
Coding region: 1-1236 (411 amino acids)
Biological process (GO): positive regulation of transcription initiation by RNA polymerase II
Molecular function (GO): RNA binding; DNA binding; double-stranded RNA adenosine deaminase activity
Source: RefSeq, a predicted model, not a curated record
AUGUCGUCUCCCGCGGAGGAGGCGCAGGUGCGCGAGGCGACGCGCCGGAUCAUUCAGGGCUUGGACCUCGAGACGACGAAGGAGAAGCAAAUCGUCGAGAUGGUCGAGGCGCAGCUCGGGAUCUUGCUCGGCGACGACGAGGCGCUGAUGCGGUGCCUGCAGGAGGAGAUCGAGAAGUUUCUGCUCGACGAUACCGCCAAGAUCUCACCCGGGAAGACGAAGAGGAUAACCCCCAAGAGCCAGGCGGGUAAGCGCCGACGCUCGCUCGUCAAGUUCGAGGACGACGACGACAACGAGGAUCUCGACGACGGAGACUGGGACCACACCCAGGAGGACGAAGACGAGGAUUUCGACGAGGACGACGCGGCGCCCAAGAAGCGCAGGGACGACAUGAACGCCGCGAGGGAGAAGUGGAGCGAGCCCGCGCCGGCUCCGAGCGACACCGUGCCGCUCACCUUGGCGGUGGCCCCCGCGUCGGCGGCACCCGGAGCGCCAGUCCCCGAGGACAAGCUCCUCGCGGCGCUCACGCUCAAGGGCGACGACGGCGCCACCGCCAAGGAACUCGCGGGCUUCCUCAAGAUGGGCAAGUCCGAGGUUAACAAGGCCCUGUACAGGUUGCAGUCGUCCGGUAGGGUGAGGAGCGACGGCGCCGGCGGUGGCGCGCCGACGUGGAGGGUCGGCUCGUCUUCCGCCCCUCCCGCCGGCGCACCCGCGUCUGCCCCAGCGCCCGCCGCGCCUCCCGUCGGCGCCUCCGCGGCUCCUCCUCCUCCUCCUCCCGUCGCGCCCCAGAGCCAGGGCGCGGGCGCGGUGGAGGGUCAGAUAUGCGCCCUGUCCCGCGCGAGGCGAUGCACGGUGAGUGACUUUCGGGGCAAAAAGUACGUCGGUCUUCGAGAGUACUACGAAAAGGACGGCGUUUGGCUCCCCGGGAAGAAGGGUAUCAGCCUCCCGUACGAGCAGUGGAGCCAGCUGCGGAGCAAGAUUGGGGAGGUGAACCAGAGGAUCGCGGAUUUCGGCGCCAAAAAGCCGAUAUCCGACGCGACGGUGUGCGUCCUCGGCAGGGAUCGGCGGGUGACGGUUGACAUUUUCAACGGCUCGGUGAUGAUCGGUAUCAGGGAAUUUUACGAGAAGGACGGCGCCAAGCUGCCGGGAAAGAAGGGAAUCUCCCUGUCGAAGGAUCAGUGGGAGCUGGUGACCAGACACGAGGACUUGAUCGAGGCUGCGUGCGGUGGGCAGUGA